This is a messenger RNA of Molossus molossus (Pallas's mastiff bat), 1965 nucleotides long. RefSeq names its product lamin B2 (gene LMNB2). The record is from RefSeq and is a predicted model, not a curated record. NCBI's taxonomy places the organism in Eukaryota, Metazoa, Chordata, Mammalia, Chiroptera, Molossidae. The transcript is spliced from 12 exons. Bases 25 to 1902 code for a protein of 625 amino acids.
AUCUUGGUCGGCGGCGCGGAUUGAAUGAGCCCGCCGAGCCGCCGCCGUCGGGAACCGCGCGGGCCCGGAGCCGCCGCCGCCGCCACCAGCACCAUGGCCACGCCGAUGUCCGGCCGCACGGGCGGGCCUGCCACGCCGCUGUCGCCCACGCGCCUGUCGAGGCUGCAGGAGAAGGAGGAGCUGCGCGAGCUCAAUGACCGUCUGGCGCACUAUAUCGACCGAGUCCGCGCGCUGGAGCUGGAGAAUGACCGGCUCCUGCUCAAGAUCUCCGAACGGGAGGAGGUGACCACGCGCGAGGUAAGUGGCAUCAAGACACUGUAUGAGUCGGAGCUGGCCGACGCUCGCAGAGUGCUGGACGAGACGGCCCGAGAGCGUGCCCGGCUGCAGAUCGAAAUAGGGAAACUGAAGUCUGAAGUGGAAGAGGCCAACAAAAGCUCCAAGAAGAGGGAUGGGGAGCUCACCGUGGCCCAGGGCCGUGUGAAGGACCUGGAGUCCCUAUUCCACCGGAGUGAGGCGGAGCUGGCUGCUGCCCUGAGUGAUAAGCGCAGCCUCGAGAGCGAUGUGGCUGAGCUUCGGGCCCAGCUGGCCAAGGCAGAGGAUGGUCAUGCAGUGGCCAAGAAACAGCUGGAAAAGGAGACGCUGAUGCGUGUGGACUUGGAGAACCGCUGUCAGAGCCUGCAGGAGGAGCUGGACUUCCGCAAGAGUGUCUUCGAGGAGGAGGUGCGGGAGACGCGCCGGCGACAUGAGCGGCACCUAGUGGAGGUGGACAGCAGCCGGCAGCAGGAGUAUGACUUCCGGAUGGCACAGGCACUGGAGGAGCUGCGAAGCCAGCAUGAUGAGCAAGUGCGGCUCUACAAGCUGGAGCUGGAGCAGUCCUACCAGGCCAAGCUGGACAAUGCCAAGCUGAUCUCCGACCAGAAUGACAAGGCCGCCAGUGCUGCCCGUGAGGAGCUGAAGGAGGCACGCAUGCGGGUUGAGUCCCUCAGCUACCAGCUCUCUGGCCUUCAGAAGCAGGCUAGUGCAGCUGAAGACCGGAUCCGGGAGCUGGAGGAGGCCCUGGCCGGGGAGCGUGACAGGUUCCGGAAGAUGCUGGACGCUAAGGACUUGGAGAUGACAGAAAUGCGGGAUGUGAUGCAGCAGCAGCUGGCAGAGUACCAGGAGCUGCUGGACGUCAAGCUGGCUCUGGACAUGGAAAUCAGCGCCUACCGCAAGCUGCUGGAGGGCGAGGAGGAGAGGCUGAAGCUGUCCCCCAGCCCAUCGUCAAGAGUCACCAUCUCCAGGGCCACCUCGAGCAGUGGCAGCAGUGUGUCCAUGACAGGGCGCUCAGGCCGCAGCAAGCGGAGGCGGCUGGAGGCGGAGCCGCCGGGCACAGGCUCCAGUGGCAUCAGCUUAGGCAGCAGCAGCAGCAGCAGCAGCAGCUUCCAGCUGGCCCAGCAGGCCUCAGCUUCGGGCAGCGUCAACAUUGAGGAAAUCGACCUGGAGGGCAAGUUUGUGCAGCUGAAGAACACCUCGGACAAGGACCAGUCUCUGGGGAACUGGAGGAUCAAGAGGCAGGUCCUCGAAGGGGAGGAGAUUGCCUACAAGUUCACACCCAAGUAUGUGCUGCGGGCUGGCCAGACCGUCACGGUGUGGGCAGCUGGUGCGGGGGUGGCCCAUAGUCCCCCCUCAACACUUGUGUGGAAGAGUCAGAACAGCUGGGGCACAGGCGAGAGCUUCCGGACUACCCUGGUCAACGCUGAUGGGGAGGAAGUGGCCAUCAGAACCGUGAAGCAGUCCUCGGUGGUGCGGGAGACUGAGAACGGGGAGGAGGGAGAAGAGGAGGGAGCUGAGUUUGGCGAGGAGGAUCUUUUUCAUCAGCAGGGGGACCCAAGGACCACCUCAAGAGGCUGCUGCGUGAUGUGAAUGGAACACCCCUCAUCAUACAUCUUUCUGUACCCAGAGCCACUGAAAACUAUUUUUCUAUCA